CUUAAAUGUUCCAGGGUGCUGGACCUGCUUAAUUUUAUCCAGGACCCAGUCUAACGUUUCUGAGGAAAGGCCCUUCCGAUUCGCAACGAUAAUUCAGGACUACACCCAUGGUCGAUAUGGCUACCUGCAAUUGCUUCUGCAGCCUUACUGAUGGCGUUAAGUCACGUGUAGCACGCGUGUUUGGGAGGACUGAGCCUCGUUGACCCCGCACGAUGGUUAGGCCGCCGUUGUCAAUGAACCUGAAGGUGAACAUAGUGAUCAGUUCCAAUGGCAGAAGCGCUCGGCGUCGCGUCGAGCGUUAUCGCUGUGGUUGAUCUGUCGGCCAAGGUAAUCAGCUGGUGCGUACGAUACGCCCAGGAUGUAUCGCACGCCAAAGAGGACAAGAAGAGGCUGACAGAAGAGCUCACGCGUCUGAACCUAGCAUCAGUGAACGCUCGCAACCUGUUGGAUGGGCCGCAUGGCUCAAGACUCAAAGCAUCUCAUGCGCUCCUUCUGGCAACAGUCGACAGCCAAUCUGAGCUUGAGCGUAUCGUGAGGCAGUUUGCCGAGAGAAAUGGGCAGGGUAGAGUUAGCUUUGAGGCUUUGAACUGGCCAUUCACGAGCAAGAAUCUUCAGUCAGUAAUCCGGGAUCUGCAGCGGUGUACCGAAGCUAUUUAUACAGCCUUGGAAGUCGACCAGACCUCGAUCCUUCUCGACGUCGACCACCGAACGGCUCUUGAUCAGCUAUGUAUAGCGAAAGGUGCCUCUUUCGAUUCGUACGCCGAAGAGCACAACCCGACAUGCUUGCAAAACACUAGAGUGGAGCUGCUCGAGGAUGUUUACCGUUGGAUCGAUGAUUCCGACUUGAAAACAAUAUUUUGGCUGAACGGCAUGGCUGGGACUGGAAAGUCGACUAUUGCACGCACCGUCGCUCAAAUCCGGCGCCACCGCGGUGAUCUUGGCGCUAGUUUCUUCUUCAAGAGAGGAGAGACUGACCGAGGUACCCUGGCCAAAUUUGUGCCUACCCUAGCCCGCCAGCUGGCCUGGAGCAUACCGGGAGUUGCACCGUUCAUCAAGAAUGCAGUCGAUGCUGAUCCAGCGGUCGCUGACAAGGCCGUGAGAGAACAGUUCGAAAAGCUCAUUCAAGAACCACUGUCAAAAGCAACGGCAACAUCAUCAACCCCACCGUCAGUCGUAAUAGUCAUUGAUGCUUUAGACGAGUGCGAGCGAGAGGCCGAUAUCAGAUUGCUGAUCAACAUUCUCUCACAAACUCGAAUUUUCCGUCCACGUCUCCGAAUUUUCUUAACAAGCAGGCCGGAACUUCCAGUUCGGCUGGGGUUCAGCGAGGCCCAAGACACCUACCAAGACUUAGUUCUUCACAAAAUUCCAGCGCAAAUCGUUAAGCAUGAUAUAUUUGCCUUUUUGGACGAUGAAUUCAGGAAGAUCCGACAUGAUUUCAACAUGACCGUGGGGGAUGAGCGAAUGCUACCAUCCGAUUGGCCAGGGCAUCAAACGUUACAAGACCUCACACGGAUGGCUGUACCGCUCUUCAUUUUCGCGGCGACCGUUUGUCGGUUCAUCAGCGAUCGUAGGUGGAAUCCUCAAACACAGUUGCGAAAGGUUUUGAACCAAGGGAACCAAAGUCAUGGGUCUCACCUUGACCAGACCUAUGGGCCCGUCUUACGCUCCCAAAUCGCCGACGUCUCAAAAGACGACAGAGAGCAAAUCAUCAAAAGUUUCAGAGCAAUCGUUGGCAGUAUCGUUACCUUUGCAAGUCCUUUGUCUGUAACGAGCCUAUCACGACUGCUCAACGUCUCCCCUGACGUAGUGGAUGAAAGGUUAGAUGCACUCCAUUCUGUCUUGAGCAUCCCGCUCAAACGGACAGUGUCCGUGCGGUUACUGCAUCUGUCAUUUCGAGAUUAUCUUGUCACCGAGAAAAGCGAGUUCUGGGUGGAUGAGAGACUCACCCACCGAAACUUGGCAAAACACUGUUUACGACUUAUGCGCGGUGCUCUGCGUGAGAAUAUAUGCGGCCUGUCUUUCCCAGGUAUGCGUCGAUCUGUGGCGGACGGUGCACAACUCGAGAAACGCAUACCUCCAGAACUUCAAUAUGCAUGUAUGUACUGGGUCUAUCAUCAGAUGAGGGUCAAUUUUGAGCCAAAUGACACACAAGACGUUUACGAGUUCCUAACGACACACUUUCUUCAUUGGAUGGAGACGCUGAGCUUGAUGGGCCGAGCUGGUGAAGGUCUCGACUCAGUUAGGUCGUUGAUGGAUCAGCUAGAGAACCGAGGAGAUUCGAGCCUGUUUGAUUUCCUGGUCGAUGCAGUUAGGUUCGUUCAGGCGAGUUUCUCUGUGAUCAAUGAAGCACCGUUGCAGAUCUAUUCUUCUGCCCUUGUUUUCGCUCCGAAGAGGAGCAUCAUCAGAAAGACAUUCGAAAGUCGUAUCCCAGAAUGGUUAAGUGUUUGGCCACAGGCCCGAGAAGACUGGGAUGCGUGCUUAUUGACGCUAGAGGGCCAUAACGAUGGGGUCACGUCGGUGGUGUUCUCACACGACUCGACGAUGUUGGCAUCGGCCUCUCGCGAUAAGACGGUACGGAUCUGGAACCCAAAGACGGGGAAGUGCGAACGCGUGCUGCAGGGUCAUGGCCAUGAGGUCAUGUCUGUGGUGUUCUCACACGACUCGACGAUGGUGGCAUCGGCCUCUCGCGAUAAGACGGUACGGAUCUGGAACCCAAAGACGGGGAAGUGCGAACACGUGCUGCAGGGUCAUGGCCACGGGGUCACGUCAGUGGUGUUCUCACACAACUCGACGAUGGUGGCAUCGGCCUCUUGGGACAAGACGAUCCGGAUAUGGGAUACAAGGACGGGGAAGUGCGAACAUAUGAUGGAGGGCCAUAGUGACUGGGUCUGGUCGGUAGUGUUUUCACACGACUCGAUGAUGGUGGCAUCGGCUUCUGGUGACAAUACAGUCCGGAUCUGGGAUACAAGGGCGGGAAAGUGUGAUCCUGUGCUGGCGGGCCAUAGCUCGUAUAUCAAUUCGGUGGUAUUCUCACAUGAUUCGACGAUGGUGGCAUCGGCCUCUGGUGACAAGACAGUCCGGAUCUGGGAUACAAGGACAGGAAAGUGUGAGCAUGUGCUGGCGGGCCAUAGCGAUGGGAUCUGGUCGGCGGUAUUCUCACACGACUCGACGACGGUGGCAUCGGCCUCUGGCGACAAGACGAUCCGGAUCUGGAAUCCAAGGACGGGGAAGUGUAAACGUGUGCUGGCGGGUCAUAGCGGCGAGGUCAACUCGGUAGUAUUCUCACAUGACUCUAUAAUGGUGGCAUCGGCCUCUGGUGACAAUACAGUCCGGAUCUGGGACCCAAAGACGGGAAAGUGUGAGCGUGUGCUGGAGGGUCAUAGCGACGAGGUCGUAUCAGUGGUUUUCUCACACGACUCGACGACAGUGGCAUCGGCCUCUUGGGACAAGACGAUCCGGAUCUGGGAUCUAAGGACGAGGAAGUGCGAACAUGUAAUGGAGGGCCAUAGUGACGCGGUCAACUCGGUAGUAUUCUCACACGACUCAACAAUGGUGGCAUCGGCCUCUGGAGACAAGACGGUACGGGUAUGGGACCUACAAACGGGGGCAUGUAGAGAGGUCCUUUCGUUAGACUCCUACACGGAAGUACUUUCUUUUCUGCCUGAUGAGUCUGGCGUUGUCACUGGUAAUGGCGUAUUUGCUUUACCUGGCGACCUCGUAUCUUCCGCGGAGCCUCCCAUGUCAUCGCAGCCCUUGGUGGUCUCAACACUUGGCUUACAGGACGAGACCUGGGUGACCACGGCAGGAAGGGAUUUUCUUUGGCUACCUGCUGAUUGUCGCAGUGGAGCAGCAGCUAUUUCGGCCGAUACAGUUGCGAUAGGUUGCCUAUCAGGAAGGCUUAUAGUAUUGGGUUUUCUGGGGCUGAAGUAG
This is a messenger RNA of Fusarium redolens, 3930 nucleotides long. RefSeq lists its product as uncharacterized. The transcript is spliced from 3 exons. Lineage: Eukaryota; Fungi; Ascomycota; Sordariomycetes; Hypocreales; Nectriaceae. The coding region runs from base 268 to 3930 and encodes 1220 amino acids. The record is from RefSeq and is a predicted model, not a curated record. Gene Ontology annotation, molecular function: protein binding.